Molecule: messenger RNA, 2316 nt
Organism: Oryza sativa Japonica Group (Japanese rice)
Lineage: Eukaryota; Viridiplantae; Streptophyta; Magnoliopsida; Poales; Poaceae
Source: RefSeq, a predicted model, not a curated record
UGAUGUUUGUAAGACGUGGAUCUGAAUGUCAACAUUGUCAUUUGUGUACCCCGGCCGGUCCUGGACGGGCAUUUUAAUGCACAUUCUGCUUGGAAUUCUAUUCGGGAAUUUCUGGGCAUGACAAUACUGUCCUUGAAUAAUUGUGGUACCCUCUGUUUGUAUCCUUAAGAAUGGUUUUGAGUACUUCACUUGUGCUCGAUUGGGCCUAUACAUGCUUUAUAUGCUACUACUUGCUUAGCAAUGCGUAGAAAUAUGCAAAUACUCAAUCUUAUCAUUUUAUAAUUGAAUUUUGGGCAUUUAUUUAUUUCUGGGCAAAAAUGAAAAUGCUAAGUAUUUGUGAACUAAAAUGAGGAUAAAAUGAUUUUAGACUUGGGCGGCGUGGUGUGUAUAUGGUGGUAGUUGCACAACAAUAGUGAGAGUGUUCGACCGGGUCGAUUAAGGACCGAACUUCAUAUCACCAACUAAUAUUUACCGUACAUCCACAUGUGCUAUCUAUGGGGAUAGCCUUGCCUAACGUUAUUUUCUGUCAACUUCGACUAACAAAAUAAAAUGACCAGCAGGGAGUCAUCCUAAUCACAGCUCAUAUCGCUCACUCAUGGAGACCGCUGAGCUGUGCUGUUUGCUAGCUCUUCUUCCUCUUGUAUACUGCCUCCUCACGCUCUUCCAUGGCUCACGCGAGAGCGACCUUCGGCUACCUCCUGGGCCAUGGCGGCUCCCGCUCAUCGGCAGCCUCCACCACCUGUUCGGCCGCACGCUCCCGCACCGCGCGCUGCGCGACCUGGCUCGCCUCCAUGGCCCCCUCAUGCUCCUCAGCUUUGGCCAGGCGGCUCCGGUGGUUAUCGCGUCCACGGCCAUUGCGGCUAGAGAGAUCAUGAGGACGCACGACGACAACUUCUCCACGCGGCCACUGAGCACCGUGCUGAAGGUCUGCACCAGGUAUGGCGCGGGGAUGACGUUCGUGCCCUACGGCGAGCACUGGCUGCAGGUGCGGAAGAUCUGCAGCCUUGAGCUGCUGAGCCCCAGGCGCAUCCUCAAGUUCCGCAGCAUCCGGGAGGAGGAGGUGGCGCGGCUCGUCCUGGCCAUCGCCUCAUCAUCGACGCCGACGCCGACGCCGCCUGCACCUGUGAAUCUGAGCAAGCUCCUCAGCAACUACAUGACGGACGCGACGGUGCACAUCAUCAUGGGCCAGUGUUUCAGGGAUCGCGACACCUUGGUCCGCUACGUCGACGAGGCCGUGCGGCUGGCGAGCAGCCUUACCAUGGCCGACCUGUUCCCCUCAUGGAGGCUGCCACGCGUGAUGUGCGCAACAACUCUGCACAGGGCAGAGGUGUUCGUCGAGUCCGUCAUGGAGUUCAUGGAUCGCGUCAUCAGCGAGCACCUUGAGAAGAGGUCGUGUCAGGGAGGAGACCGCGAGGAGGACCUCAUCGAUGUCCUCCUCCGGCUACAAGCAGAAGGAAACCUGGAGUUCGAGCUUAGCACCAGCAUAAUCAAAGCAAUCAUUUUUGAACUUUUGGCAGGCGGGAGCGAGGCGCCAAUAACGACGCUGCAAUGGGCCAUGGCAGAGCUGAUGAGGAACCCAGAUGUGAUGUCGAGGGCACAGGCCGAGGUCAGGGAAGCCUACAAGGAGAAAAUGAAGGUAACUGAGGAGGGCCUAACUAACCUACCCUAUCUACAUUGUAUCAUCAAGGAGACCCUGCGGCUCCACACUCCUGGGCCAUUUGUUCUACCAAGGAAAUGCCAAGAGCAAUGUCAAAUACUCAGCUAUGACGUACCCAAGAGAGCUACUGUAGUCGUGAAUAUAUGGGCUAUUUGCAGGGACGCUGAGAUUUGGGAUGAACCAGAGAAGUUCAUGCCAGAUAGGUUUGAGGGUAGUGCAAUAGAACACAAAGGCAACCACUUCGAGUUCAUACCGUUUGGUGCUGGGCGAAGAAUUUGCCCUGGAAUGAAUUUUGCACUUGCUAAUAUGGAGCUUGCUCUCGCAAGUCUUCUGUUUUAUUUUGACUGGAGUCUUCCGGAAGACGUUCUCCCCGGCGAUUUGGACAUGACGGAAACUAUGGGCCUCACUGCUAGGAGGAAGGAGGACCUUUAUGUGUGUGCUAUUCCAUUUGUGCAACUCCCCUAAUUUCCUUCGCCUCUUGUUCAGCUUGAUGGUUGUCCUAUCGAAAUGACUCUACCACUCUACGUCUAGAGCAAGAAUAAAAUCCCACAUGGCAUUGUCUAGCCAUGGAUUGUUGUAUGUUUUUCUGCAUUCUUUUUGUUGGAACUUGUACUUGUUUAUUGUGAACAUGUAUGUUUGAGAUCAAUGGUUUUAUCUAA